Molecule: messenger RNA, 1269 nt
Organism: Callorhinus ursinus (northern fur seal)
Lineage: Eukaryota; Metazoa; Chordata; Mammalia; Carnivora; Otariidae
Product: protocadherin beta-18-like
Biological process (GO): homophilic cell-cell adhesion
Cellular component (GO): plasma membrane
Molecular function (GO): calcium ion binding
Source: RefSeq, a predicted model, not a curated record
AUGGAGCCAGGAGAGAGGCGCCCUCAGCGGAUAAGGCAAGUGCUGCUUUUCUUUGUUUUCCUGGGAGGGUCUUUGGUGUGUUCAGAGCCCUGGCGCUAUUCUGUGGCAGAGGAAAUGGAGAUCGGCUCCGUUAUAGCCAAUGUGGUGAAAAACAUAGGUUUGGGUGUGGAAGACUUGGUUGCACGGGGGGCGAGAGUCAUCUUUGACGACUAUAAACCAUAUUUACUGUUGGAUCAGCAGACUGGCAACUUGCUCUUAAACGAGCAACUCGACCGGGAGGCUCUUUGCCAUCUCACAGAGCCAUGUAUAUUGUAUUUCCAGGUAUUAUUUGAAAAUCCUUUACAAUUUUUUCGGGCUGAACUUUGGGUUAAAGACAUAAAUGAUCAUACUCCUGCCUUCCUAGACAAACACAUACUUCUGAAAAUCUCAGAAAGUACUGCUCCAGGAACCUCAUUCCAAAUGGACAGUGCUCAGGACUUGGAUGUAGGAAAAAAUGGUGUCCAAAACUAUACAUUAAGUCCCAAUCCUUAUUUCCACCUUAAAUUACAAGCCAGUGAUGAUGGCGGAAAAUACCCAGAGCUGUUACUGGACCAAUUUUUGGAUCGAGAAAAGGAGCCCGAGUUUAGAUUAACGCUAACAGCCUUGGAUGGCGGGUCUCCGCCCAGGUCUGGAACUACACUGGUUCGUGUUUUGGUUUUAGAUAUCAAUGACAAUGCUCCAGAGUUUGAGAGUCCUGUCUAUGAGGUUCAGGUACCAGAAAACAGUCCUGUGGACUCCUUGGUCGUCAGGGUGUCUGCUACAGAUUUGGAUGCAGGAAUAUAUGGAGAACUAUCUUACUCAUUUUCCCACGUCUCCACAGACAUACGGAAAACAUUUGAAAUCCAUCCAAUUUCUGGUGAAAUCCAUUUAAAAGCGCUUCUGGAUUUCGAGUUAAUUCAGUCAUAUACAAUAAAUAUUCAGGCCGUUGAUGGAGGUAGCCUUUCUGGUAAAUCAGCAAUUUUAGUUCAGGUUGUGGAUGUGAAUGACAACGCACCCGAAAUAGUCAUGACAUCUCUUACCAGCCCCAUACCUGAAAAUUCGUCACCUGAAAUGGUGGUCGCUAUUUUUAGCGUACGAGACCAAGAUGCUGGGGACAACGGGAAGAUGGUGUGCUCCAUUCAGGAUGACCUCCCCUUUCUCUUGAAGCCUACCUUCAAGAAUUUCUACACCCUGGUAACAGAGAUACCACUGGACAGAGAGAGCCAGGCCGAGUACAACAUCACCAUCACC